Molecule: messenger RNA, 999 nt
Organism: Batrachochytrium dendrobatidis JAM81
Lineage: Eukaryota; Fungi; Chytridiomycota; Chytridiomycetes; Rhizophydiales
Exons: 5
Coding region: 1-999 (332 amino acids)
Biological process (GO): protein deubiquitination
Molecular function (GO): cysteine-type deubiquitinase activity
Source: RefSeq, a predicted model, not a curated record
AUGAACUCUAUCUUGCAGUGUUUAUUUUCUAUUGGAAAGUUUAUGGCGUAUUUUGAAUCUGGACAGUAUCUAUCCCAUUUUAAUUUACAAAGUAGCACCAAGGGAUUGAUUGCAAAAACAUUUGGCGAGUUUGUAAAAAACAUCAACCAUGUCGAUUCAGCAGGACGUGGCAAAAUAGCAUCGCCGUUACUAUUAAAACGUCAAAUCGAACUGUUGGCUCCGCAGUUUAGCGGUUACAAUCAGCAUGAUUCACAAGAAUUUUUACGGUUUUUGCUGGAUGGAUUACACGAAGACGUGAAUACUGGACGACCAACAAAGUUUUCCUAUACCGAUGAACAGUAUGAUCAACUGACAACCAGGCAAAAGACAAUCGUGUCAUGGAAUAGAUACAAAAAGUUCAACAACAGUCCAAUAUGUGAUAUUUUUAGUGGCCAACUUCAAAGUACUGUAACAUGCCUUGAAUGCCAGACCACAUCCACCACAUUUGAUACAUUUUGGGACAUUUCGGCUCCUUUGAUCUCAUCGAAUUUGCAAAUAGACCAAGAUGGUGUGACUCUUGAUCAAUGUCUAGAUUCAUUUUUCGAGGCUGAAAAACUAGAUACAUAUCGAUGUGGUAAAUGUAAAUGUGACACAUUGGCCAUCAAGCAACUUGGAAUCUCACGUCUUCCAUCGGUGCUUGUUAUCCAUUUAAAACGGUUUCAGGUUUUGCCCUUGACAGAUAUACCAAGCCGUAAGCUUCAUACAAUGGUGACGUUUCCCAUACAUCAGUUUACAAUGAAUGCCUACACUUCUGAACUCACUUCAGCAGAGUAUGACUUGGUUGCAGUAUCAAACCAUUCUGGUGAAUUGCAUGGCGGACAUUACACUUCUCAUACGCGCAAUACAGAUACAGGCCAUUGGCAUUUGUGGAGUGACUCGAUCGGAAGCCAAUGCAAUGACCUCGAGUUUGGUCAAAGUAGAGAUGCUUAUGUUUUGUUUUAUCAAUGCACAAGCAUGUAG